GUAAAUUGCAUGAUGUUCAGCUGAAUGUUUCGGACACGUUUUGAUCCGUAUCAUUUCCUCUUAUGCAAUUGGAAUCGGAACCCAUAGCUCAAAAUGGAUAAGUCACUUAAACUUUCGAAACAUGAUAUGACCCCAUAUACAUUUCAUUUACAUUCAAGUUUUGCUCAGCUAUUAGCAUUGAUACGUCGAGGUCAUUAUGAAGAUGUUAUUGAAUUAUUACGGCGUGAACCACAAUUACUCAAACUUCGUGAUCGUAUGGGUCGUUCAGCAUUACAUCAUUGUGUUGAUUGUUGGCCGCUGUCAAUUAAUCGGCCAAAUAUUAAUGCUGAUAUUGGAAAAUUAUUAAUAAAGAUGAUGCCUACGAUGGUCGAAUGGCAAGAUCAAGAAGGCAAUAUUGCAUUACAUUUGGCUGUAAUCAAUGGUGAUAUUGCACUAGUACGACAUUUACUUCGAUCCAUGUCAGCCGUACAGAUCAACAUUGCCGAUUAUGAACUACAUACAGUUAUACAUUGGGCUGUGGUCAGUGGCCAAUUGGUUGCCAUGACGAUGGCAAUGGAACACGGCGCCAAUCCAUCAACACCAGAUAUUUAUGGUGCCUAUCCUUUACAUUAUGCUACACAAAAUUUUCUCGACAUGACAACCGGUAGCAACGUAAUUACGAAUAAAAAUGGAUCAACACGUCAUCUUCAAGCACAACAAUCGCAUGAGCAACAAUUUUUUGGUUCAUCAACAUAUAAUCUUCAUCAACUUGAACCUAUUCCACUACUAUUUCCGGACAUAAAUUCAAAGUCGAGCCAACAACAAUCAUCAUCGCAACGUCGAGCCGAUUCAUUACGUAUCUUACAUCAUUUACUGACCAGGCCACAGAUUGAUGUCAAUUGUAUUGAUAAUGAACAACGAACACCGUUGAUAUGGUCCGCUAGUUCAGGUAAUCAUGAUGCAUUGUUGGUUUUGGUAAAAGCUGGUGCCGAAAUAUCUCAACAAGAUAAAGACGGACUUUCAGCAUUACAUUGUGCAUCAAGCCGUGGACAUUAUCGUUGUGUUCAUACAUUGAUUACAAUGUGUGGUGCUGAUGUACAUCAAUUAGAUUCCGGUGGUUGUACGCCAUUAUUCUAUGCCGUAGCACUUGGUCAUCCGGAUUGUGUUCGAUUGUUAUUGGAAUCGGGUGCACAAUUAGAUCAUCAAGAUCAUAAAGGCCGUACAGCAGCACAUUGUGGUGCAUCUAAAGGACAAUUAGAAACUUUGAAAAUACUUCAAGAACAUGGAGCAAAUUUAUGGUUGAAAAAUGUUCGCGGUGAUUUACCACUUCAUGAUGCAGUUAAAUCUGGACGAGUUGAUCUCGUGAAAUGGUUUCUUGAUCAAUCACCGGAAUCUGUAAAUGAAGUUAAUCUGUGUGGAAGAUCUCCAUUACAUAUAGCCGCCUUUAAUCAUAAUUUAGAAAUAUGUAGUCUUUUAGUUUCAUAUGGUGCUCAUAUGAAUCCUAUUAUGAAAGUUCGUAAUCAAUAUCUUACACCAUUGGAUGCUGCUUUGCAGAAUGGAAGCGUACGAUCUACGACUGCAUCGAAUUUAAAUGAAUUACUAGAUUAUCUUCGACGACAGGGUGCACAGCCAUUAUCACAAAUCGAUCGUCAUCUUGCAGAUCAAAACGAUAAUAAUUUUCCAAUGGAAAUGGAAAAUACAACAUUUCAGUUAUCACCUUCAUCAAAUAAAAAUAUAUCGAUUACGAAUGUUACUCUACAACAACAUGAUGCUCCUACUUUAGACACAACUUUUUCUAGAAUCAAAUCUAGACGAUCACAAGAAGUGAAAAUUCAGGAUAAUGAAACUGAUCAACACCGUAAAUCUAAAUCAAAACUGGCCCGUUUUGAUGAUGAUCAAUCUGAAUCGAAUUUCUCUACAAAACUGCCUAAUCUCGUAAAUAAUCAUCAAACGAAUGGACAGGGCGUACAAACCCGAGCUGUUUCAUCAAAAUCUGAAUCCUCAUCGUCACCGCCAUCUUCAUCGCCACCAAAUUCGGUUGUGCACUCAGCUACUGCUCAUCACCAUCACCACCAUUUCACGGAUCGUAUGAAAAAUAUUCGUGAAUAUGAUACAGUUUUGGAAAAUAAUAAUGGACCAGAUGGAGAAACUAAACAUCCUACCCAUUUGAAACAAGCUAUCAUAACUAAUGUUUAUUUGACUACUACAGCACCAAUAGCAGCAGCUACUGGAACAUUACCACUUACAUCAUUAGAAAAUAAUGAAAACACGACCGCUUCAGGUACAUCAAUCGCAACAGGAACAGCAUUACUUCCAGUUUAUUAUGUAAAGCGAGUCCCUCCAUUGAAAAAACUUUCAUCAUCAUCAUCAUCCCAAAAACGGACAAAAAAAUUGAAGAAAUCUCGUGUCAUUGGUGAUGGUCAAAUUUCCGUUAUAUUAGAAACCCAUGAUACGUUUCAAUCAGUGUCUGGCGAUGUACGAGAACAACAUACAAGGGUUCAAGAUGAAUUAUCAUCUGAAAACAACAAACAAUCGAGGAAAAAAUCAAUAAAAUUGUAUGAAGACGAGGAUAAAAACGAAAAUGUCGAUGUAGAUAAGGACGAAGAAGACGAUAAAAUAGAAGAUAAUCAAAGCAAUAAAUCUGAAUAUGAAAAAGAUGAAGAAAUUCAAGAAUCCGUAAAAUUUUCUGAAACAAUUUCCGGACAUAUUAUGGAUGAAAAAACACCAGAUUCUGGUUUCGAAAAUGAAGAGCAGCAUCGUAAAAUUUUAUCGGUUGAAACAAAAGAAAAUGAAGCUGAAUUAGAAAUGAAAAGGAAAAGUUUGUCUUCAUUGUUGUCAUCCGAAUCUAAUCCCGCAGAUAUAAAACGAAAAGAUUCAAAAUCAUGGAUAGACUCAAAGAUUGAAUUGAGUGCGGAAAAAACUAAAGAAGCAAUAAAUGACACUGUUGAUCACUUUAAUGAAAAUAUUCGAUCUGAUUCAAAAGAUAGUCGACCAGAAAUUCCACAUGAAUUAAUACAACGAGAUUUUGUUCAAUCAUUCAAUAAUGAUAAUGAAGACGAGAAUAUUGACGAUAAUAGCGAUGAUGAAAGAAGGAAACGUUCAAUUUCAAAUAUAUUAGAUGAGCCUAAAUUAAAAGCACAAAAAUCAGUUGAAAGUUUACAAUCACCAAAAUUAUCAACAGUCGAUUCAAUUGAAGAUGAAGUUACAUCUACAAAGUCCGGCCAUGAUGUUCAUGAACAAAAUUCCGAUAAACCAUUGCAAAUGUUGAUCAUAAACAUUGAACAAAAAGUUCCAAAUUUAGAUGAGGAUGAACCAAGAAUUGUUGAAGUCACUGAUGAUCAGGAUAAAAAUAAUAAAGAGGAAUUUGAAUCUGAAACAUUGGAUGAUCAAAUCAAACAAGAUGAGAAUAUAAAUCAUGAUGUGAAAACUGAUUCUUCAAUACCACCUGAUCUUCCUGAAGUGAAUGAGAUUGAGAUCAAACAAAAAGAAAUUAAAUUCAAAGUCAUUGACGAUACACCAUCCGAAAUAAUAGAAACAGAUAUCACUGGAAUGCAAUCAGAGGAAGCAAUGGAUACUACUCGUGAGAAAACUAUUGAUGAUAAUUCGGAUGUAAAAAGCUUUGAUGAUGGUGAUGAUAGAAGCGUUGAUGAUGCUUUACAUUCUAUUAAAAGUGUAGAUUCCACAGAGUUCAAAGUUCAAGAAUCGAUUCAGACUCUAGAUGAUCAGAUAGCAAAAAUUAUUGAUUCAAGUGCUCCAUCAAAUUUUGUCAAUGACAAUGAAGAAAAUGAGCAAAAAAAAUCACUUACUGAACCGAAAAAUCGCGCUUUUUUACGACGAAAUUCUUACACAAAAGGUUCCAUUGAGAUAAAUGAAAAUCAGCAAUCAAUCAAACAACAAUCUAGUAUCAAUGAUCAACUAAAUGGUGCUACCGAUUUAGAUAACAUGGAUUAUUCUGAAAAUAAACUAAAUAGUAAUCAGCCAGCCUCGUCCACUGUUUUCGAAUCAUCAUUUGGUCCUGUUCGUCAAUUAAAAGGCAAGAAAAAAUCUUAUGAUUACGUUCGUCCAAAAGUGGACUCAUAUUGGUCAGACGAUUAUCAUCGUCAAAAUCAUCAUCAGGAUCGUUCACUCGGUCCUAUAGUAUUGUCUGGUAAACAUGGUCAUUGCAAACAUCAUCAUCAUCAUCAUGAUAAACAUGGCGGAAGUAUGGGAUAUCUAGCGUCAUCAUCACAUGAUGAAUAUGCCCGAAUCGAUCCUAAAAUAAUCAAUCAGACAGUGGAAAAAUAUUUGAGAAAGUACUAUUUGGAACGACAAUUAUUUGAAGAACUAUAUGAUUUAAAGCGCUAUCAAAUUCGUACUGGACGUACAAACGAACCACAAUCGGUUCGACGUUUAGUAGAUCGAUUUCGUCGUGAAAUGAAAGCACCAGGAAUGUCAGAGUUUAAAGGUCCAUAUACUUAUCGUGCUUAUGAAAUGUAUCUUUAUGAUUUACUUCGACAAUUAUCACGUUCUAAUCAGAAAAAGCUAGCUUACAUGACUAAAUCACUUAGCUAUGAUGAUUUAGCCACAAGUUUUGAACGUUUACAAUCUGAAACUGAGGCUGCUGCUCAAGCAACAUCCUGUGAUCAAUAUCAACGACAUAAACGUCAAAAUCGUACAUAUUAUUCUUCGAAAAAUUUUGGCACGAAUGCAUCGGAUGUUUCUUCCGAUACAUCUGAUAUUCCUAAUGAUCAUCAUGAAUAUGGAAAUAGAAAAAGUGAACGAGAAUCGGCUACUGCACGUCAUUCCAAAUUCGAUCCACUAUUAGAUUAUGAUAGACAUCCACAUGGUUUAGUUGUUGAUUAUAAAUAUGAAUAUCAUAAAUCCCAACAUCGAAGAAGAAAUGAUACUCAAGGUGAACUAGUAGAUGUGAUAUGUGAGAAUCUCUAUAAAAGUACUGGUCUUAAUGGGUCAAAGAUGGAUGAAAUGGCAGUAUCCAGAAAGAUAAUCCAACGUUCUGGCCAAGAAGAUAACGACAAUGAAACGAAUAAUGGUGAUCAUGAAAAUGAUUACAAAAAGAAAAGUGAUGAUAAAUCAACAAUGGCUGAUGAUGGACAGAAUGUCGUAAAAAAUAUGGAAUCAGACCAAAAGGUAAGGUGGCCUAGAGAUAAUGAUGCAAGCCAUAGUUAUACUAAAAGAAAAUGUAAUGAUGAUGAUGGAUAUUUGUCUCGUUGUUAUCUAUAUGGCCACCAUGGACUAUCACCAUUAAAUUUGAUUGAAUCCAAUUCAAAUAGUCCGGAUAAUUUACAUCGAAGAUUAGUCAGAUUAGCACAAUCAUCGCUCAUUAAUAACGGUAAACAAAAGAGAAAAAUCUAUGUAUUAUCAAAAAAACCGUAUAAAGUAGUUGUACCACAUGCUAACGAAAUACAUCAACGAUGGCAACAGAUUAAAGAACAUGAACGUAAACGUAAACAUUAUAUUCGUAAUGAACAUCAAUCAUCGUUCACAUCAUCAUCAAUAGAUUCAGAUGUGACACUUUGGUUUGAAUUGAAUCAUAAAUGGAGAUCUUAAAUUGUUAAAUUUUAUCCCUACUUUUGGAACGUCUGCACAACUUAAUUUAACACACGAUCUAAUAGUUGUAGAUUUGAUAGUUUCAUAUUCACUGAUUGAAAAAAAAUCAUAUCUUUGUUUGUUGUUGUUGAAUGGAUUGUUACCAAGAAUCUCCACAAACCUUUAUCAUUGUUAACAUUUGAUGUGAUAAAAAUAACUUUAGAAAUAAAAUACAAUAAUAAUUUUUCUUU
Messenger RNA from Dermatophagoides farinae (American house dust mite), 5756 nucleotides. The record is from RefSeq and is a predicted model, not a curated record. NCBI's taxonomy places the organism in Eukaryota, Metazoa, Arthropoda, Arachnida, Sarcoptiformes, Pyroglyphidae.